Messenger RNA from Cinclus cinclus, 1568 nucleotides. RefSeq names its product solute carrier family 35 member D2 (gene SLC35D2). The transcript has 12 exons. Gene Ontology annotation, molecular function: GDP-fucose transmembrane transporter activity; antiporter activity. The coding region runs from base 1 to 999 and encodes 332 amino acids. The record is from RefSeq and is a predicted model, not a curated record. Gene Ontology annotation, cellular component: Golgi apparatus. Lineage: Eukaryota; Metazoa; Chordata; Aves; Passeriformes; Cinclidae.
AUGAGCGCCGGUCAGGCCGCGGGGCAGGAGGCGGACGCCGCCGCGUCCCCGGCGCUUCCCAGGGUGCUCUCGGCGCUCUUCUACGGGGCGAGCUCCUUCCUUACCGUGCUGGUCAACAAGGCGCUCCUCAGCGCCUACAGCUUCCCAUCACCAGUGUUUCUUGGAAUUGGACAGAUGGCUGCCACUAUACUUAUCUUGUAUGUGUCAAAACUAAAUAAGAUUGUUCACUUCCCUGAUUUUGAUAAAAGUAUACCUGUGAAGUUGUUUCCUCUGCCUCUGAUUUAUGUUGGAAACCACUUAAGUGGAUUAUCAAGUACCAGCAAACUCAGUUUGCCGAUGUUUACAGUGCUCAGGAAGUUUACCAUUCCACUUACUUUACUGCUGGAAAUCAUCAUACUUGGGAAACGAUACCCACUGAAUAUUAUAGUCAGCGUAUUUACCAUCAUUCUUGGGGCUUUCAUAGCCGCUGGAUCUGAUCUGUCUUUCAAUCUGGAGGGCUACAUUUUUGUGUUGCUGAAUGAUAUCUUCACAGCAGCAAAUGGAGUUUAUACAAAGCAGAAAAUUGAUCCAAAGGAGUUGGGAAAAUAUGGUGUCCUGUUUUACAAUGCUUGCUUCAUGGUGAUUCCAACAGUUAUUAUUAGCUUUUCUACUGGAGACUUUCAGCAGGCAACACAUUUCCAGCACUGGACAAAUUUCUUAUUUGUGUUUCAAUUUAUUCUUUCCUGCUUAUUGGGGUUUCUCUUGAUGUAUUCUACUGUCCUGUGCAGUCAUUACAAUUCUGCGCUCACAACGACAGUAGUUGGUGCCAUCAAGAAUAUAUCCAUUGCUUACAUUGGAAUGUUGAUAGGUGGAGAUUACAUAUUCUCCAUGUUAAAUUUUGUAGGACUAAAUAUUUGUAUGGCAGGAGGACUGAGAUACUCAUUUUUAACAUUAAGAGGAAACAGCAAGCCUGCACAACCUGGGGAUGAAGAAAAUGCACUUCCAGUGUCAAAGAGUUAGGCAAAAUGCCUGCGUUGAGAAGACACAAGUUUGUUUAGCAUUGCCAAGACCUUAAAUAAGUAUAUGCUGGAACAUACUUGGAAGAACAAAAAAAUCUACCUCAGUUGUCACAGAAAUGCACACAAUUCACUUGCUCAGAAAUAUUCUUGCACACCAUGUUUUUGACAUGUAAACUGGUUUGCUUUUAGCUUUUUUUUUUUUUUUAAUCUGGAGGCCAUUUUAUAGGAAGAAAUGCGAUGAGAAAAUCUUAAGUUGUAAAUUUCUGCAUUUACCUGUACUUGGGUGCUAUUUCAACAAGGUCUUUGAGUUCUGUUUCAGUGGCUGCCUGUAGCUUCUUGAGGCAAAACUCCCUGUAAAGAUCAUGAGGCUUCAUUCACCACUAUCUUAUGCCAUAUGCAAUCCUUGAUAUCAGUGAGGAGAUGAAAGAUCCUAGUGGUUCGGAUUGAUUUCUGGCAUGCAUUUGCUCUUGGAUAAAAGAUACAGAACAUAUAGGGCAAAGAGGAUAUUUGCCCCCAAAUUGUUCCCUGUAUAAGUAUCAACUAAAAUAUUCAGGCUAUGUCCAUGUAUGU